Frieseomelitta varia is the source of this 4117-nucleotide messenger RNA. RefSeq names its product MATH and LRR domain-containing protein PFE0570w-like. Lineage: Eukaryota; Metazoa; Arthropoda; Insecta; Hymenoptera; Apidae. The transcript is spliced from 4 exons. Gene Ontology annotation, biological process: negative regulation of gene expression via chromosomal CpG island methylation; protein ubiquitination. The coding region runs from base 382 to 3801 and encodes 1139 amino acids. The record is from RefSeq and is a predicted model, not a curated record. Gene Ontology annotation, molecular function: ubiquitin protein ligase activity.
UAUAUAUAUAUAAUAUGUAUGCGAGCAAAUCACAUUUCAAAGUUAUUUAGUUUAUAAUAUUUAUAUUACGCUCGUAUUGUUUGUAAUCUAGAUAUAUAUAACUGUUAUAAAGAAAAAGAGUGAUAAAUAUCGACUGCUAAGAGAACAUAUUUACUUCGUUUGUACGACGCAAUAAAUGAAUCAAUGAAUGACUCUAGGCCUACGAAGAAAAUAAAAGUACGCCAUAUUUGUUUUUAAAGGAUUUGUUUUAUGCUCAAUUCACGAAACGGAGCAAGAAUGUUGGUUAGAAAAUAAAUUGGGAUACGCAUUAAUUCGAACUUUAAAGGAUAAAAUGUAUACUUUACAUAAAGCUACGAGAUCUGAGAUAUACUGAUAUUGCAAAUGGAGAAAAUUGACAUAACUACCACCGUUGCAAAUUCUGUUCAAGAAAAUGAAAGAAUGCUCCAGGAAUCGUGCCUCAAAUAUCAAGUAGAUGUCAAACGUAAGAAAGAUUACGAAAAGUUAUUUAUUAAACUUAAUUAUGUUUGCCAAACAAAGAGAAUCAAAGAAGGUGCACAGUUAAAUUCUUGGUGUAAAAAAAAUGUUAUAAGUUAUAUAUACGGCCCCAUCUCAGAAUUUCCAUCUGGUUCGUGGUGGGGUAUCCGUAUGGAUUGUUCGAGAGAUCGCGUUCAUGACCCUUUCGAUGAAAAUAUUCAAAAUGGGCCAUUUGGAGUUACUUCAAUUUGUACUUCAAAUGUUAACUUAAACGAGGAUGUAGAUUUGGGUAAUUCUCUCACUGUUACAGGACAAAAGUUUUCCAUUGAUGCGUCGGAAAAGGAUCCUCUUAUUAAAAAUUAUGAAAAUCAAAUACCAGUGAGAUUAAUUAGAAGUUAUAAUCUGUUUAAUGAAUUUGCACCAAAAACGGGUUAUAGAUAUGAUGGUUUGUACAUUGUAACAAAUUUCUGGAUAGGUGUAAAUACAGAUUCAAUAGAAUAUUAUAAAUUUGCUUUGUUACGUAUAAACGAUCAAGAACCACCGUCAUGGAGUACCAAGCCAGCUCCUUUAAGUACAAGUAAUCAUAUAUCUACUUUACAUUCUUCUACACCUUUGCAGAAUCAUUUAAAAAACUCUGCUCCAAACGUGUAUGAAUUUAAAAAAUAUUCACAUAGUUCUGAAUUUGUAAUUCAAAAAGAGAAAUAUGAUAACUCAAGUGGAUUUUCACAUACUCAAAAUGUUGAAAAUAAAAAAGUAGAUGAAACAAAGAAAAGUUCAACCGGAAGUGCAAUAGUGACUCGUCAUGUAUUUAAAAAAUUAAAUACUAAUGCAGAGUAUAUAUCAAGUAUACAAAAUAUGCCUAUUAUGCCAGAAAAUAGAUCAUUAACUAGUAUUGGAAACAAAGAAUCUAAAACUCAUAAUACAAAUAUUUCUAUACGUACAGGAUUAUACAAUUCAUCCCAUAAUACCCAAAACAAUAGUAAGAAAAGUACUUCAUCACCAUUUUGUAGAGCUACUAAAUCUUUUAAUAUUAUGAAAACUAAUCAACAUACAGAGAACCGGAAUUUAUCCAAUAAAGAUAAAAAUAAAAAUUUAGAUCGAAAAAUUCAAACAAACAUUUCAAAUGAAUUUUCUAAGCACAUUAAUUGUGUUUCCUUUAAUGUGGUAAAAUCAGAAUCAAUGAAAAUGAAAUUUCCUAAAGAUACCAAUGCGGAAAUGAACAUUGAUGUAACUGAUACAAGUUUAAAUUCUUGUACAUAUAAAGAAAUAACUAAUGAUUCCAAAGACGUAUGUAACAGUAGUGUGAAUUUAUCUGAUACAACAAAUAAUAUGUUAAACAUGACAAACUGUAUGUAUAAAAAUGAAGUUUCAGCACAUAAAGUAGUAUCCAAAGAAUUACAGGAAAUCAAAUCGCUUGAUUCUUUAGAUUCAUUGACACCGGAUAAAAUUCUUCAUUUGAUUAACAAUAAAAACGACCCUUUAUCAAAAUUAUUAAUGGGUAAUAUGAUAGGACUAACGUCAGAACAAUCUACAGCAUUACAGACCGAAGACGAGUCAAAAAUUAAAGAUAAAAUAGUGACUCAGACAGGUGAUACACAAGAAACGAAGGAAAAAACUAAAUUUGAAGUUAUUUCGGAUGAUUUAAAUGGAUCAAGAUGCUACAAAUUUAGAAGGCGUAGAAAGUUGUCUAGAAAAACAAUGAAUAAAUCAGAGAUGCUAAAAUAUAAUAAAAUACAUACUGAAAAGUUUAAAAAUGGAUCUGUACAGUCUUUAGAUAUUUUAGAAUAUCCUCGAAAAAGUAGACGGGAAACAAGCAUUUGCGAAAAUUUAAAAAAUAAAAAUACAAAGCAAAAUCAUGUACAAAAAAUGGAAUCAAAUCAUUUAUCAGAUUCGGCAAGAUAUAUCAAAAAGAAUUCAGCAAGUACAAUUAAAGCAAGAAUGCAUUUACAAGCUGUGAGAACAAUUGAUUCCUCGAUAAAGAAACAUAUAAAUAAAAAACAAAGAAGAGAAAUUGCAAAUUUAUUAAUAGAUGCGAAAAUUGGACCUAAAAUACGUGGGCCACGAUAUAGAAGAUUACGAUGUAUGAAUAAUGAAUGUACAAAACAAUUAUAUGAACGUUUUAAUACUGCAAUGUACACAUUGAAUAAAUGUAAAAAUACAAAGCAAUCUACUUUCCAAAACAGAAAUAAACUUACAAAAAUAACGCAUUGUAAACGCGUUAAAAAUAAUCAAACUAGAAAUAUUAAAAGGUCAGAAACGUUAAAUUUUAAUUGUAGUAAAAUCGGCAGAAAUCUCACUACUUCUAAAAAAGUAGAUAAAAAUUAUGUUACAAAACAGACUGUUAAUAACAAUAACAAUAAUAAUGUAAAAGAUGAUGACAAUGAUAAUCAUAAGAAAGAAGACAAUAAUAAAAGAACAAAGUUUAUAGAGAAAAGUGUGAAAAUUAUAAAAAAUGAAGAUGCAGUAAUUAUAAAAAAUCGGAAAAGAAAACUGAAAACAGUUUGCAAUGACCCAAAAUGUAAUAAAAUUAAUGCGAAGUUGCAAAAGAGCAGCGAAAAACAAACGUCGAAACCAUGUAAAACAGAUGCUAUCACUCAAUGUUCUCUCCUUGAAGAACCUGUUGCAAAAAAUCCGAAAUCAAAUGAUUUCGUGCAAAAUAAUGUCCGCAAUGAACAAUACACAUUUAUUAAAAUAGAAUAUGGCGGUGAUUUUAAAGAUAUGAAAUCUGAAAUAUACGAAACUACAAAAUUAGAUGAUAGAAAUAAAGGUCAACACUCAUCUGCCGAAAAAUAUGUAUCUUGUGCAAAUGCUAUAUCUAAUCUGCAGCAUUCAACGGAUUCAAAUGUAUCAUUAAAUAGUAGUAUUUUACUUGCAAAGAAACAAAAUAAAUUUUUACCUGAAAGAGCAUCUGCAUUUGUACCUGUCAACAUCCCGGAUAAUGACUUAAAAAUUGCUCGUCUAAGGUCAAUAGGAUUUAAACCAAUUAAUUUUAGUAAUAAUGACGAAGAUAUUAACAGUCAAGACAAAAGAAACAAAGUGCUGAAACAAAAUGUUACUGAAAAAUACAAUAAAUACACAAACGAAGAAAAUAAUAUUGUUGUUUACAUGGAUGAUGAAUUACAAUAUCAAGAUAUUGAGGAUGAGGAUAAAAAUUCUUUGUCUAUCAGCGAUAAAACUUCGGAUACAGAAGUACAUAUAGAACGAUCAAGUGACAUGAUUUUAGAAAAAGAGUCAUGUACUUCAUUACUAGAACAAGAUUUAGAAUCACCCUGGCAUGGGUGGAAAAAGAUUGUGACAAAUAAAGAUACGUAUUGGGUAGGCUGGUAAAUGGAUUGCAGUGAAUAUUGUACUACUAUAUUCACGCGCUCGCGCGUGUGUGUAUAUACAGAGUUUCUGUAAAAAUAAGGCUGUUAAAAAAAAUGCUAAGUUAUUUUUUCACUGAUAGUUGUAAUAUUUGAGUAUAUUAAUACAAUUUAUGCAGUAUACUUUUUGUAGAGCAGUUAGAUUGAAUCUUUUGUUCGACUAAUGUAUAUUUCAAUUAGGCUAAUUAUUUUCACAAUGUUUUUGACCAAUCGAUUAGUAGUAAAAAUUAAAACUUAAAUAUAAACAAUACUAAUUGUGUAAAACGAUGAAUUUAUUUUAA